This is a messenger RNA of Corvus hawaiiensis (hawaiian crow), 9526 nucleotides long. It is a transcript of the gene GDF7, whose product is annotated as growth differentiation factor 7. Gene Ontology annotation, cellular component: extracellular region. Gene Ontology annotation, biological process: BMP signaling pathway; SMAD protein signal transduction. The coding region runs from base 92 to 1105 and encodes 337 amino acids. The transcript is spliced from 2 exons. NCBI's taxonomy places the organism in Eukaryota, Metazoa, Chordata, Aves, Passeriformes, Corvidae. The record is from RefSeq and is a predicted model, not a curated record. Gene Ontology annotation, molecular function: cytokine activity; growth factor activity.
CUCCUCCUCCGCCGCCGCCGCCUCCCCCUUCUCCUCCCCGCCGCGGAGGGACGGGGCUCUCCGCAACGGCACGGUGGUGCCGCAUCACUACAUGGUGGCCCUGUACCAGCGCCUGGCCGCCCGCCGCGCCCCCGGCCGCCGCGCCGACACCGUGACGGGCUUCGCGGAGCGGGCGCGCAGCGAUGCCUCCCCAUCUGCCUUUGAGCAGCGAUACCUCUUUGACAUCUCCAGCCUGCCUGAGGCAGAGGAGGUGACGGGCGCAGAGCUGCGGAUUCUGCGCUCCCUCCCUGAAAACCGGAGCUUGGCCCUGUCCCCCGAAGGCACCUUCCACCACCUCCUCCUUGCCACCUGCCCAAGCCAGGAUGGCGAGGAGCCCCGGCUGCUGGACUCCAGGGCUGCAGACAUUUUGGACACGGGCUCCUCCAGAUGGGAGGUGUUUGAUGUCUGGGAGGCCUUGCGAGAUCAGAGGCAGAGAUCGCUCUCGGGAAAACUGCUGUGCUUCCUGCUGAGGAUUGUCUUGGAUCAGUCGGGGCAGCUCCUGCCCCCCCGGCAGCUGGGCUUCGGCAAACCCCGGCCACAGCCCCACGAGCGAGCCCUGCUCGUGGCCUUCUCCCGCACCCAGAGGAAGGAGAACCUCUUCAAGGAGAUCCGGGAUAAGAUCAAGGCCCUGGGCAGCCCCCCCUUCCUGGAGCCCCCUGAUCCCAGCCAGGAGGUGUAUGCCAAGAGGAGGAAGAGGAGGACCACCAUUGCCGCCCGGUCUGGGGGCAGAGGCCAUGGGAAGAAGGCGAAGACCCGCUGCAGCAGGAAGCCCCUGCACGUGAACUUCAAGGAGCUGGGCUGGGACGACUGGAUAAUUGCCCCCCUGGAUUACGAGGCGUAUCACUGCGAGGGGGUCUGCGACUUCCCCCUGCGCUCCCACCUGGAGCCCACCAACCACGCCAUUAUCCAGACCCUGAUGAACUCCAUGGACCCGGAGUCCACCCCUCCGAGCUGCUGCGUGCCCUCCAAGCUCAGCCCCAUCAGCAUCCUCUAUAUAGACUCCGGGAACAAUGUGGUUUACAAACAGUACGAGGACAUGGUUGUGGAGACAUGUGGCUGCAGGUAGCAAUUUCUGCAGCUCUCCCUACCCCUCCUGGCCUUGCUCAGCAGCCCUGCCCAUUUUAUAUAUAGAAAUAUAAAUAUAUAUAUAUAAAAUAUAUAUAUACACACAUACACAUUUUGGUGUGUGCCUUUCCAAAAGCCGAGCUCAGAGCAGGUGUUCCUUGUCUUCCUUGGGCCACCCUGGCCAUGACCCCAAGAGUGGGCCCCUCUGAGACUGUGAGGCUGCCACUAUCUCUGUGCCUUGCCUGUUUCCCCCCGGAAAGGGGGGACACACAGCCUGGCAGAGCCCCAAGGGAAUGUCUCCUCAGCCUCUGAGUUUUGCCUGAUACACUCGGUUUGCCAAAGUGGCGCUGACAACAUCUUUCCCAAAGGUUUUGGAAAAUGUAUAGCCAAAAUUUUCUCAUUGGGAGUGACGACCUGGGGAGGUUGAGUGGUGUCUGCGGCAGAGGGAUCAGGUCAGCAUCGCCCUCUGGCUGUGGCGGUGGGAUGGAGGUGAGGUAGGAAUGCUCUUUCCUUUGAGUUAAAGGAGUUUUCCUGGCUGCCUUCAAAUCUCUGCCCUGAGUUUCCUGGUGGAAAAAUAAGGGAUCCCUGGGGGAAGGCAGCGAGUGGAGAACUCGUGGCUGGAGUGGGCUGUAAUCAUUUGGUCCAGGCCUGUUUGCAGUGGGGAGAGGUUUGUGAGCCUGCUGGCAGAGACAGGAAAGAAGGAGAACUGGAUGCUAAAAGAGUCAGGUCUGAAGCAGAGCUUGUGGUCUCAAAAAGAUGGGAGUGGCCCCGGGAGGGGUUAGCUGGAGAUGCCUCCACUCCACGUGGCACUGGCCCUGUUGUCUAUGUCCUUCAGGAGGUACCAGUUGGUGGGUCCCCUCCCUUUCCUGCACAAAACUCCAUUUCCAAGACAUACUGGGAACCCGGCAUCAGGCCCACAAGUCACACAGCCAUCCUGAGCAUGUCUGGAGAGAAACAAAGGUCCCGAGUUCCCUAGGGAAGAGCCAUUUUGCUCGGGUUCUUCUCUUUCCAAAUAAUCUCUAUAAAAGCACUAGGCUCCACCCUAUCUUCCUUUGGCAUCGAUUUCCCAGGGAACUGCAUCCCUCCCUGGAGUGCUGGCUGCUCCCUGCUCCAUUAAGGGAGCUGGAUCCUCCAGGAACAGACCUUUCCCAUGCAGAGGGCCGAGUGCUACCCUCAGGGCCUGCUACAUGAAGCAGGGUGCUUUGACAUGUGCUGAAAGGGCUGCAGGGUUUUACUAACUCAGGAGCUGAGUAUAAAUUACACCUUUAAACCAGAGAAGCCCUUCAUCCAUGCCAGGGUGUGCUUUGGAUGCUGGGAAGCAUUUCUGCUGCACCUCAGUGGCUUUUGGUACCAAACUUUGGCUUCAUGGGUGGGUUGGCUUAGACCAGAGAUGUAUUUGCACAGAUUUUGUGUUUGAUGGUUUGUUUUUUUCUUGUGGGCAGGGUGUUGGUGUGUAAAAUCAGUGCUUAUUGGUGAUGGUAGUUUGCUUUUGGAGGAGAUAAAUCCCUGCUGGAAAACAUGGGAUUUUUCCUACAUUAAUCCAGUUAUCCUCCAUGGCAGGGGUGUUCUGCUGGGAGGGCUGAGCCUGGCCAGGGCAGAGAGGGCAUCACCUCGAAGAGCUCUACUGAGAUCCAAAUGAUUUCAAUGGUCAGAAAAGCCUUGGUGAGCUCCAACAGCACCUUCCCCCCAAGUGCAUCUGUGGGAAGUAAACCGUGCCCGUUGAUGACAGGGACAGAUCCACUGAGAUAACACUCCCAACCUCCCUCCAUCCUCGCCCACAGAGCCUGCUCUGCUUCCUCAGGCUGUGGCUGGUGGCAGCUCAGAGGAGUGAGUGUGUUGCCCUUAAGUCUCAUGUACCCCCUUGACACCUGCAGAGUUCCUCUGGCUUUACAUCCAUGUAUCCAAAAGGAAAACCUAUCUCCCAGCCUCAGCACAAAUGUAAAUAUAUGCUAAUGAUGUACCUGUCCCCAGGGAGAUGCUCAGAGAUGGAGGUUGAGAGGGGAGAGGAAGGUUGAGGUCCAUGCCAUGGGUUUUCUCCCUGUCAGCAUUUGGGGAGGCCAAGGUUCCUGAGUGGGUGAGGAGGAGUCAGCAUGAGGAUUUGUGGAUUUCCUCUGCCCCUUGGCUUUAGCACAGCUGGUUGAGGAAGGAGGUUGGCACAGCAGUGCUCAAGCUGCCGGAUUCCACAUCAGUUAUAAAGUUAUCAAGCUUUGGAAGUACCUAAUUUUUCAAUUGCCUUUGGUUGUUUGAUAGUUUUUCUCACUGCUGAGACAAUUUUUUAAAAUGUUUUUGUUUCUUUUACCCCCUCCCCUUCCUCCAAAUAUUUGUGGUGAAGGUUCAUGGGCAGUUCAAAUCCAGGCAAGAUAUAUAUAGCUCCUGGCAGCCCCUGCUGGCUGGUGGCUCUUGUGAGCCUCCACCAAAAAGGUAUCCUGAGAUCUGCUCCUGUGGGACUGUGUCCAAGGGGACAUGACUCCAGUGUGUGUGACUCCCAGUUCUUGUGGUUUUUGUUCAGCCACAGUUGCAGGGAACAGACAGAUGUCACCCUCCUCAGGUCCGGAGGUGGUUGAUGGAGAGCAGGGUGACAGGUUGGGUCUUGCAAUGCUUCACCCCGGUUCUGGGGCAGUGCCCAUUGCUGGGGUUCAUAUCCUGAACCUCGCGAUGGCUUUGCUGGUCCUGGGGACAAAAGCAGUGGCUCAGUUUCUGCAGUUCGGUAGCCUGGAUCAUUAUAAUAACGAGAGGGGAGGAUUUGGGGAGAUGCAGAGGCUGCUGCUGGCAGCGAUGCUGUCCGUGGUUUCACCCAUGUGGGAGCCAGACCUGGCUCACCUGGCUGCAGGGAACCUGAACAGGGGUGUUUGGUGGGGGAGCAAAUUUCAUCCCCCUGAGGGGAGCCCAGCGGUGCUGGGGCCUGUGCCAGGUGCCACCUGUUCCUUUCCUGGGAAAACAACCUCUGGAGGACAACAGGAGGGCAAAGGAUGGAGUGGAAGCCUCUUUCUGCUCCUCUAAGGAGUCAGGGGAGGCAGCUCCCUGCCUGGGGCUGCUCCAGAGGGAUGUGUAUGAGCAGGGCAAGGCUGGAGGAGAGUGGAGCUGGGGCUUUGGUGAGUAACUGUGCUGCUCCCCCUGGGCGAGUGAUUCAGCUGCAGGGCUUGGCUGUCACAUUGCUCAUUGCUCCCAGAGGAGUAUUUCCAGAGCAAAGGCCACCACCGCCCCCUUUAUGAAUCCCUGCAUGACAACUGCAAGGGCUGCCUCUCCAUCCCCAGGCAGAUUUGGAGAUUGCACCCAAACAGUGGGAUUAGACUUAGGCAACAACCAUCAGAGCUGCUGCAAAUGUGUAGAGGUUUAGAUUAAAUAUCGGGGGAAGAAAAGUCACAGAAAGAGUUGUAAAGCUGUGCCCAGGGAAGCGGUGGAGUCACCAUCCCUGGAAGUGUUCAAAAACCGUGUGGAUAUGGCCCUUGAGGAGAUAGUUUAACGGUGAACAUGGUGGUGGUGCAGGGUUGAUGCCAGGACUCGAUCUUUUCCAGCCUUAAUGAUUACAUGAUUCUAUGUGGAAGUGGUGGGUGUGAAAGCCUUUCUGGGGCAGGGAGCUUCCUUCAGCUGAGUUGUUGCAGCCCUGCACUGCUCGGGGACAACACAGGGAUGUGUCUGUAGAGGGCAUGGAGCAGUGAGUCCUGCCUUUGCAGAAGGGUUGGUGGGGCACUGGCUGCAGGAUGGUGGUAGCCCAGCCCAGCCCCCAUCCCUGGAGCUGCUCCUCCGCAGAGCAUCACCCUCUAAUGCCAAAGGAAGGGUACAGAAAAAAUGUAUUUCUGAUCAGUUGCCUCUUGCCUGAGCUGAUUUUUGGGCACAUGUAAACUUUAUAAAUAAGAGACUAGAGGCUGAACAUGGACAAAUAUUAAUUCAGCAGACUCAGAGUGAUUUUAAUGGAUAAUUAUAGGUUCUCAAUCUGCAGUAUUUAUACAACCUUUCCAGUUAAAAAAAAACCCAAACAGUUUCCAUGCAGUGCAUAUUCUCCUGGAGGAUUUGUUUGACCUUAAGCACCAUUUUUAUCUGCAGGAUAUAAUUACAGUGAAACUAGAAAUAUUAAGCAUUUUAAAUGAACUAUGUAUCCCUGCUUAACUGGCUCCCUCCUCUCUGACAUGGGAAUGUAAUUGCUCAGGAGUAGGGAAACUUGCAAAAUGAUCCCAUUUGACUUGGAAGCACUGGGGCUGGGAUUUGGGGAAGCCUGCCCAGUUGUGACAGGGACUGGUGUGUGUGCCUUGUCUGGGGGCUCCUUGAGCUGGCACCCGAGCCAGUACCUUCAGGAACAGUCAGAAGCAAAAUGACUUUAUGCCUUGUUUAACCCUGGUGUCCAGGGGUGCUUCUGGCCUAGAAAUAUUUCCCAAGAAUCACAGAUUUUUUUUUUUUUUAAGCAAUAAUUGCUUUUUAAUUCUCUUAAAAUAGGGGGCUUGUCUAACCAUGUGUGGCCCCCUCCCCCCUUUUUUUUCUUUUUUUACAUCAUACUUCAAAUCCAGUGAUAGGAGGGAAAUCUCUCUGGUAGAGAGAAGGGUUCACGUGGAAAAGGGCUGAUGUAGCUUCAUCCUGGCACAGCUGCAUUGCUCCCAGUGGCCUCACUUCUGAUUAGCACUGGCAGAUGGAGCCACAUCCUCUUUGCCUGUUGACUGAUGGUUGGCAUAUCCAUAAGGAAAAGGCUGCAAAGGCACCAAUUCUGAUUAAAAGCAAACCCCAAGCCUUGAGCCUUCUGCUCAGGUUUGAGGGCCAGUGACUCCUGUGUGUGUUUGCACCCUGUGGGUUUCAACUCAGUGCUUGGCUGUGCAGCUCUCGCCGGGCAGCACUGCAGUGAUUUAUCCCUCACACUCCCCUUGCAAAGCAAGCAGCUCCUUUUACAGUUUUAAGCCCUUAUCCCACACACCUGAAAGAGGGAUUUAGGGACAGUCACCUGUGCUGGCCCCCAGGGAACAGCAGAUACAUACACUCACCCUGCUGUUGGCAGGGAAGAGACAAGGGAGGCUGGGGCAUCACUUAGGACCCUCUGGGAAUGCAGGUUCCAGGGGCUUCAGCUGGGCAAACGGAGCAGAGCAUCUUGGAUGCUGAUGGGAUGCCGUGGCUGAACAGGAGUUUUGUGGUGAGCUUCUUGUCAUGAUUGUAUCAAUAGCAGCAUUUACAGUUACAUCAAAACCCACAGGACUCAUUUAAUGUGGCAGAUACAUCAUAAAUACCAGCCCAGCUCGUACUUGUGUUGGAUGAAAAGUGGUGGGAAAUGUCACGGUUUCCUGCUGAGCAUGGAGCGAGUUGUGAAAUCCAAGUGCCUUCUCUUUUGUCUGUGCUGGGGCAGCAGGGCCUUGUGCCAGGGAGAAAAAAACUCCAUGGGGCAACAAGAGCCUGGGUACUGCACAGAGGCUGUCACCUGAAACGGGGCUGUGAGCCACUGUGUUUGAAAGAUGAUCAGAACAAAGGGCUAUCACUUGGACCCUGGCUGGGCAGUUCCAUCAAAUCACUUGCUGUGUCCCCUGUCCUGGGUGCAGCUGGAGUUGUGGUGUGAGUUUUUCUCUCUUCCCAUCAUGCUCUGUGGAGGUGAGUGGAUGGGAAAACCUGUGUGGGAAAAAGCAAGGUUUUUGAGAGCAGUGUGAUUCUUUUCUUAAGUCCUCAUGACCAGCAGAUCAUGUGUGUUCCACUGGCCUCAGAGAAGCUCCCUUGGCAUCAGGGAUCACUUAUGGUGGGGCCAGAAUGGAGAUGCUGGGUGGCAGGAGCAGAGUGUAGUGGUGUCCCCACUGUGGGAGUGUCCUCCAUGAAAACACAAUGAGGAAAGGAGUUGGGGAGUACCCGUUCUGUGGGUUGGGUGUGUCACAGGAGCCUGUGAUUUUGUGUGGUAGGGGCAGAGUUUUUCUGUCUUUCCUGUCUACCAAUUAAUGGCUGGUAAAAGAGUGAGAUGUUCCACCAGGCUGGUGUGUGUGACACCUUCCAUUUUGUCAUAGCUGGGUUAUGUCUUCCAAGGUAAAACCAGCUGCAUUCAGUCCUUUAAAGCUCUUUGUUCCCAGUACAACAUGUUGUGAGGUACAUAGAAGUGCAAAGAUGUCUCUGGAAAUCACUUAUGUCUUAUCAGCCAGUGAUCUGGGCCUUCAGAAAAUGACAAAAAUUUGGAAUUCAUGCUGGUGUAACCCACUGACCAAGGAGCCCACCCUACAUCUUAAAGGAUGUUUUGCAUCUUUGCACCUUGAGACACAAAUAACCCUAUGGCUGCUUUUCCCUUUUACUGGCAGCAGUACCCAAACAACCCCUGGAUUUUCCAUGUUGGAGAGGAGCCUGAUGUAUGUGGUGGUGGGAAGGAGCACUGGCAGGCUGACGGAUGCAGUGCGUUUGACUCUUGCUGAAUGGAUGGGCUAGGGUAGGAAGCUUGGGCUGUGCAGCAUUUUCACAGAGCUGCUACUGAAAAAUCUUAAACCAAAGCUUGAUCCAUUCCCAUCCAUUCCAUGGAUGAAACCAGAACUCCACACGUUUUCAAUGGUUUUUCAGCAGGUUUUACUCUCCAUUUUUCUGUCAUCACCACUUAAUUGUUCAGUUGAACAUUUUGAGAGCUCAUUUUUCUGCUUUGAUACUUGUGCUCAUGCUUUGGAUUUUCAGGACGGGGAGUGUGGAGACUUGGCUGUGGUGUUUGGUGGGGGAAGGAGGGUGAGGAAGGGAUGGCUGAGCCUCAGCAGCAGGAGGACGUGGUGCAGUCUCUGCCUUUGGGCAGGGGACGUUGAGGGGACAGGUCUGGCAGGAUUGAAGCUGGUGGGAGGAGGGGACCUGCUCACGAUGGGUCACACACUCAAGUGAUUCUCUGAUGGAAGGUGGGAGUGUUUCUGAUGGAAGGUGGGGGUGUUUGGGUAUCCCCUCCCCUUCUCUUUGCCACAGUGUCAACCUGUGCUGGUGCCACCCUGGUGUCCGUCAUUGGAGGAAUGAGACCCAGAGGCUGGGCCAAGCCUGGCCUCCCUGGGAGCUGUGGCAUUUGCCUUGGUCCCAAUUUUUGGGGAGAUGGUAGCCUUCUCUGUGGUGUUUCAUUUAUAUCCUCCAUCCUGCCUUGGUGAAGACAGGGAAGGAGAACAGUAGGGAAUAAACAGGAGGCAAAAUUUAGGGCUGCUUUGCUCCCAAGCUGGUCGUCCCAGGGAGCUGUGUGUCAGGAACUGCUGAGGACCAAGGGGCUCACAGGAGCUCAGCCAGCAGCAGCAGUGUGAAAUAGCACCCACAGGCCAGGAGAAGGGACGGUCACACAUGGAGGGCCCAGGAAAAGGGAUGGUCACACAGAGAGGGGCCAGGCUUUGGUCCUUGAAGGUGCCAGAGUUAAGUGGGUGUGUAGGAAGUGAUCAGCUGGGGAUGGGGCAUUUUGUAGGAGCAGCUCAUCCUCUCUUUGCCCAGGGAGGGGGUGAUCAUCCUGCUUACACUCAUCCCACCUGCUGUGAGUGAUUAACCUUUUAAAGAAGGGUCUGAGUUCCUGAGGUGCUCAAUGUCCAGAGCUCCCACACGCUUCGGCUGAAGCCACAUUUGUGCAGUGCCUUUGCAAAUGGAGCUCUCACAGCCGGAGGACUCGGGCUGUGCCCACCUGGAGUCACGAGUCCUGUCUUGCUCUGCAGUUCCCACUGGAAAAGCUGGUGGAGAUGCUGCUCAAAGGAAAUGGACACCUGUCUGUGCAGCACAGACCCGCUCUGCUCCUGGUGCUCCCUGUCUCGGAUGAAGCAGGGAGCAAUGUUGAUCCGGUUUGCUCAGUCCCUUCGUAUCCCAUCACUGCGCGCUGUUUCCGGAGCCUCAACACUUCCCGGAGUUCCCUUGACAAAAUGAGCCGCUCUGCUGGUCAGUCAUGGUUUUAUUUAUAUGUUCUUUUCUUUGAUUAGAAAGGAAAAUGUCAGAAAAUGAGAACGUUUCCAAUAACUGUAUCUGUAGUAGCUACAAUUUUUGAAGCAAUACUCAUAUCCCUGUGUGUGCCUCUGAACUAUCCAUGUAUUUGUUCAGCUUUUUCAGGUCUGGGUGUGUGAAAUAUCUCUAAAGAAGAUAGCUCUGUACGUGAUGGUGUAAAUGCAUUGUUUGUAUGUAUCUAAAGUUUAAAUAGAUUGUACAUAUGGGAUUGUAAAUGAACUGUAAACAGCAAUCUAUAUUUUCUUGAAUAUAUUAUAUAGCAGUAUAUAUUUGUUAAAUAAAUAUUCUUGUAUACUCUUCAAUAACCUUUUUAAUAUUUUGUACAGAUAAGUUUAUUAAAUAUUUUAUUGAUAAAUAGACCUCUGCAAGAUUUUCUUUUGAUGACUUGUGCCUGUGUCCUGAAACCAGAUGUCAGAGCAGCCUUUGUAAACCACCUUUAUUCCCUGGGCUACCUAAGGUGUUAAACCAAAAAUGAAAUACCCAUUCAUUUUAAACUGCCUUCCAGGGCAGCCACAGGUAUUUUCCAAUAAAUAAAUUCACACAA